Molecule: messenger RNA, 5541 nt
Organism: Micropterus dolomieu (smallmouth bass)
Lineage: Eukaryota; Metazoa; Chordata; Actinopteri; Centrarchiformes; Centrarchidae
Product: RIMS-binding protein 2-like
Exons: 23
Coding region: 421-4779 (1452 amino acids)
Biological process (GO): neuromuscular synaptic transmission
Molecular function (GO): protein binding
Source: RefSeq, a predicted model, not a curated record
UACAAAGGAUAAGUUGCUCUGCCCUAACAGGUGCCACUACAUCUACAGGAGAUUCUGGAGAGUUCAAGUAACGUUACAGUGUGAACACUCCCACUAAGUAAUGACAGGAGUUUAUCAGGCAAAGUGAAAACACCUGCGUGGAUAUGGACCAAGAAUGUGUGGGGAGGGGCUCUUAAGUUUUGACUCAAAUCAAACUAUAGACGUUAGCUUCGGGGUCAUGCUAACAUUACAAGAUUGGAAGAUUGCUUACAGUUGCACCACGAUGAGGCCAUUUCUCCACCCCAUAUUGUGAUAACAGACUCUUCCAAAGCCGGGAAGGUGAAAAGCCAGCAAACCAGAAGAUCACAGAGAAGAGGACGAGAGAAACAGAACAGCAUUACUUGGUCCCCUGCAAGGAAAUAGAAGCUGUCCAAGGUGAUAAUGCGGGAUCACACGUCCAGUGCUCAUGUGGAGGAGCUGUUGAGACAGUCUCAAAUGGAGUUACAGUGGAUCCAGAGACAGCUGGCCAUGAUCGCUGCCAGAAACAUACACCAUCACCACCUGCACACCAAGGGCAAGUCAAGAUAUGAAGUUUCAUCCCAGCAAGGUACUGGACUCUCAGUCUGCAAUGUAAGCCGCUUACUUCGAUUGCUGGAGGAAAGAAACCGAGCUCUGAAGCUUGAAGUAGCUACACUACGCCAAGAGAAACAGCACUACAGAAAACUGGUGGUCUCGGAUGGCAAGGUGUGUGAGCUGUUGUCUUGGCAACACGCCCAUUUGCAGGAGUGUGGACAGACUGUCAGAGGGGAACUGACAGAGCAUAAUGGCUGCUUGUGUUACGAGCCUCAAUGGCUUGAAUUUAGUGUAGCAGCCAGCCGAGCGCUCACCCCCGGCUCACGUUGCCCAUUCUGCGCCCUCCUCUCCCCUGAGGAGAGGCAGCGCCGGGCAGAUAAUUUUGCUGUUCAAGAUGAGGAGGUUUGGCGGCCCACUCACUCUCUGGACGAAGCCAUGGGCAUGCCGUUGCCGGAUGAGCAGGAGUCGGAUGACUCCACUCUCUCCAUCCACAGGUCUCUCCCCCAACCUUCAGUGGACGCUGGCCUCCAUGGGGGUGACUCCAGCCUUGAGGGGGCUCUCUCCGGCGAUGUCUCCAUCCAGCUGUCCGCCGCCACUUCCCUUGCAGUCUCCACACUCCAUGCUUUGUGUGUUACACUAUAUUUCCUCUCAUGUUUCACUCUUCACUUCUGUUCUCUUUGUUUUCUGUCAAAGGUCAAGGUUUGUGACCUGGAGCAGAAAUGCAGGUCACAGAGUGAACACUACCACCAGCGGUCCAAAGAGCUGCUGAAUUUCCGUUUGCAAUCAGAUACUGUGGCCCUUAAAAUUAAUCCCACAUCCUUAUCCCAGAUCCCCGUCUCAACAGAGAAGGAACUCUCACAAGUCACCAUUGGAUUUGAAGCCCAUCCUGAGGCAGGCGAUGAGAGCGCGGCAAACACGCCGCUUCUGAUCUCCCAGUUCUUGCCCUGCACACCACAGACUGGAGACAGAGAAAGACCAGAACUGCUGUCUGUCAAAUCCAGCCCCGUGAAAACGGACCGCCCCAGCAGCCCUCGAAAGCUGACCCUGUUAGAGAUGGAGGAUGAGGUCAGCCCAUCACCCAGGUCCAAGCCUCGCUACACAGGCCAGGUCCGCCUUUGCACUGCCCGUUACAGUUACAACCCUUAUGAUGGACCGAACGAGCAUCCUGAAGCAGAACUACCCCUUGUGGCUGGAAAGUAUCUGUACGUCUAUGGAAACAUGGACGAUGAUGGCUUCUAUGAAGGGGAGCUGCUGGAUGGCCAACGAGGACUUGUUCCUUCCAACUUUGUGGAAUUUGUCCAGGAUAAGGAAAAACUAGCAAUUCAGUGUGGGGAUGGAGGGGAAGACCUGGGCACACUGGACCAUGCACCCCUGGCCUUGAUGGCAGUGGAUGGAGGUGCCUCCCAGGAUGGCCUCCUGGGAUCAGCUAACGCCUUGGUUCCCUGUAGCAAUGGGACAGGGGGGCCUCUGGACCUUGAGGACCUGGCUGAAGAUGUUGUGCCUUAUCCCAGAAAGAUCUCUUUAAUCAAGCAGCUGGCACGGAGUGUCAUUGUGGCCUGGGAGCCUCCACUAGUGCCUUUGGGCUGGGGGAGCAUCUCUGGCUAUAAUGUGUUAGUAGACGGGGAGCUUCGUGCCAGCAUAGUGUACGGUGGGCGGACGAAGUGUUUGCUGGAGAAGCUGGACCUGGACGGCUGCGUUCAUCGUGUGUCGGUCCAGAGUGUCACGGACCGGGGCCUGUCAGAUGAGCUGCGCUGCACCGUGCUGGUGGGAGCCAACGUGGUGGUGGCACCGUGUGGUCUGCGGGUGGAUGACAUCCAGCGUGACACUGCUGAGCUCUCCUGGUUGCCUAGCAACAGUAACUAUGGCCACACCGUGUUCUUGGACGGGGUAGAGCAUGCAGUGGUAAAGCCAGGAAGGUAUAGACUACGGUUCCUCAACUUGAAGCCCCUGACAGUGUACAAAGUGACGGUGGUGGCACAGCCGCACCAGGUGCCAUGGCAACUGCCGCUGGAGCAGAGAGAGCGGAAAGACGCUGGUGUGGAGUUCUGCACUCAGGCUGCAGGCCCUCCCCAGCCUCCCCAAGAUGUACAGGUGCACUGUGGGCAGGCUCCAGGAAUCCUACAGGUCCGCUGGAAGCCCCCUGUCCUCUCUCCCACGGGCACAUCUAAUGGGGCAAACGUUGUUGGCUACGCAGUCUGCACUAAAGGACAGAGGAUUGCUGAGGUGUUGUACCCAAUGGCAGACUACGUUACUGUUGAGCUGACAAGGAUUCAGUGCCUGGAGGCCAGGGAAGUCAUCGUAAGGACGCUGUCAGUACAGGGAGAAUCCCAGGACUCCCAAGUCGCCGUCAUUCCAAACAACCUGCUCGUGCCUCUACCUGCGCUUCCCCUGCCACCACCAAUGCACCCCCACGCAGGCCCCCCUCCACACCCUCAUCCUCAACCCCACCUCCAAUCCCCUCACCUGCCUCAUGCCACACCCCAACUUCCUCCUCCACCCCAGGCACUUGGACAACCACAUCCUCCACACCCUCAACCCCAUCCCAGACUUCCCCAUCCAGGUGGACCCCAGCAACCCCUGCUUCGACCCCCACAUCCUCAACCCCAGCCCCUACAUCUUCAGCCUCACCCGCCCCACCAAGGUCCCAGGCCCCAGCACCAACUGCCUCUGCUACCCCAUCCCCAACACCACCCUAUACCUCAGAGACCAGUAUGUGCCAGAGACCUGGAUGCCAAAGAGCACGCGACCCACCACGGGGGAGCUAUUCCACCUGGCCAGCCUGGCUGGGACCCCACACGCUCUCCCUCUUCCCAGCCUCCUGUGCCAAUGCAAGGCCACACCCUUGAGGCCCCGCCCCCUCCCAAUCCGCGCUCCCCAUCCCCCCAGAGGAUUCUUCCGCAGCCACGAGGCACGCUUAUCCCGGACACUGUGGCCAAAGCUAUCGCCCGAGAAGCAGCGCAGAGGGUGGCAGCAGAAAGUGGCAAGGGGGACAGGAGGCAGGGCAGAUACGGAGAGCAGGGUCAUUCAUUUCCCCAGCAUCACUCUGAUGAGGAAGAGGAAGAUGAAGAAGGCUUUGUGCACGGCCGACGGAGAGGACCCUCCGUUGAUGAGUUCCUCAGAGGCUCUGAGCUGGGGAGGCCGCCUCACUAUAGUCACAAUGAAGAUUAUCACAGCGAAAGCAGCCGGGGCUCUGACCUGUCUGACAUCAUGGAAGAGGAUGAGGAGGAGCUGUACUCUGAGAUGCAGCUGGAAGAGGGACGCCGACGCAACUCGCACAACACACCCAAGACGAACACUCCGGCUGGAGGCCGUCAUGACCGUGAGACCGGGAGAAGAAUUCAUCAUGGCGGCUCCCAGCCUCAGAGACGACCUCUAAUGGUCCCCUCCAUUGAGGUAACCUCUGAGAAUAACAGUGAGGGAAACCUCUCCCCAAUCAACGAGGAUGUUUACUAUGGCAGAGUAGCUCGGCACAGGACGUGGUCAUCCCGCAGGCACAUGGGCGGCACCAGGUCUCCCCAUGAUGGCUACAGGGAUCGGGAUCGCCGCUCUCCCACGUACUAUGAUGAGUCAGAGCCAGAGGAGUCCUUCCGCAUCUUUGUGGCCCUCUUUGACUAUGAUCCUCUGUCCAUGUCCCCCAACCCAGAUGCAGCUGAUGAGGAGCUGCCCUUCAAAGAGGGGCAGAUCAUUAGGGUGUAUGGCGAUAAAGAUACAGAUGGGUUUUACAGAGGAGAAGUGAGGGGCAGGAUGGGGCUGAUACCCUGUAAUAUGGUGUCAGAAAUACGAGCGGAGGACGAGGAGACAUUGGACCAGCUCAUCAAGCAGGGCUUCCUGCCGCUCAGCACCCCUGUGGACAGAAUAGAGCAGAACAGAAGAGGUCUCCGUCGAGAUCAGGCCUCGAGGAGGAUGGUGGCUCUAUACGACUAUGACCCCAGAGAGAGCUCCCCUAAUGUUGAUGUGGAGGCUGAGCUGACCUUCUGUGCUGGUGACAUUAUGGCUGUCUUUGGAGAUAUUGAUGAAGACGGAUUCUAUUAUGGUGAGAUCAACGGCCACCGUGGCCUGGUUCCCUCUAACUUCCUGGAAGAAGUGCCUGAUGAUGUGGAGGUGUAUCUGACCGAUAUUCCGUCCCACUACCCCCAGGAAGAGUCUGCAACCCGGCCCCCUGCCAACUCUGCCGCCUCCAUCUCAGAGGGCAAACGGGUACAUCAUCAUCGCCGCUCUCAGCGCUAGGCCCUGUGUUCAUCCAUCCUCCGUCCUCUCUCUUGAUUUCCGUCUCUCGCUUCCUCCACUUGCCGUCUGUGUGCUGUUCAUUGUGUGUGUUUGUCCAUGUGGUGACAGUGGUGACUCUUUACAAACUAACAACCCCCAACCUCCCUCCUCCCUCCUUCUCACCCUUUGGAAAAGGGGACAAAAGUCCAGUGUUAACACCUUCCUGAGUCUCAGAGAAAGGAAGAAGCAAAGCCUGACACGGACAGAGAGAGGAUAGACUGUGGGAGCUCUGCGCGUGAUUUAUGCAUGUAGCACUGGUUAAGGAGGACUUGAAAAAGGCUGAACUCAUUCCUUACACAAGAUAAUUUGGUACCUCUUUGCACUGAAACACAAAAUCAAAUUGUGGUUAUUGUGUAUAAUGAUAAUAAGAAGAAAGUGCUUUAUUAACACAUAACAAUUGCUACCCAAUGACACUGAAAUAAAUUAUUUGAGAAGAAAACUAUAAAGAUGAAAAAGAGAGAAAAGCAUGCCUUUUUCAAACUUGAUACAUUUUAUAAUAACUUUCUUGGCCUGACUGCUGUAUUUCCUUAAAGAGGCGUUGUUCCUUUAUGUAUAUUGCACACACAUCAAAUCUAUUUUUCAGCCCUGUUGACAGUGGAUAUGCCAUGUUUGCUCUGAGCUCGAGAGACAAAACUAAUCGCAGCACUGAUACAUCCAUAUUGUGUUGUUACAAUGGAACAAUAAAAGAAAAAAAUUGGAUAUUAAAACAAUUCUUUUUUUGCA